Molecule: messenger RNA, 1161 nt
Organism: Daldinia vernicosa
Lineage: Eukaryota; Fungi; Ascomycota; Sordariomycetes; Xylariales; Hypoxylaceae
Exons: 3
Coding region: 461-985 (174 amino acids)
Cellular component (GO): membrane
Source: RefSeq, a predicted model, not a curated record
CCAACCUUCGUACUGGACUUACAUAAACACUUGGUAUGGGCUCUGGUACCUAUGCGGGGUUAUGCAACCGUGAAACUUAAAAUUGCUAGGUACGAAGUAUGAUAUAAGUUCUUUCACAUGAGUUGCGUUUGCAUUCUAAUUUGACACGUCAGAAACGAGCCGUGUAAGAAAAUGAGCCAGCCAAUAGUUUCAAUAAGCCGAAAUACGUAGGUUAGGUACCCAACCUAUGUAGACACGGCUUGCUGCAGGCUGUAACUGCUGAAUGCUCACAACCCGGCCAUCGCGGUCUGGAGAUUAAAACCCGACUCUUCCCUCUGUUCCAAUAUUUCUGAUUCCCUUCCUUAACUAUUAUUUCACAACUAUACCAAUCUCUCUACACUUCACCAUUACAAGUACUCAUACUUUACACUCAAUCCGAGACUGCGAAUAUUCACGACAGCAUUACGGUCGUGAAAUAUAAAUGGAGAUGGCGCCUAUAUUAGACAAAAUAACUGCUUCUGGAGAAGAAUAUUGGCGCUGGAUCCAACAAAACCCGAAGCAAACUGCUGCUUACGCAACCGCUGGCAUUGCAGUUGCAGCACCGAUGGCUAUCGCCGCCCCGAUUUUAGGUGUUUUCGGGUUCGGGGCAAGCGGUAUUGCAGCAGGUUCCGUGGCGGCCGGCGCCCAAACUGCGAAUGUAGCGGCAGGAAGCCUAUUCGCUAUACUGCAGAGCGCUGGCAUGGGUGGCUAUGGAGUUGCCGCCGUCGGCGGUGCUGUCCAAGCCGGAGGCUUCGUCGGUGGUAUUAUUACCGCCUUGAAAAAGGCUUGUGAUCGCCAAAGCCUUAACCCUAUUGAGAGUAUAUGGGAUGAGCGGCACGGCAUUGUGGAAGCUACGAACCGGUUCUGGGAUAGCUUUCCAACCGAAAAACUGACAACCAUGAUGAAUAUGACGCCACAGAUAGUCGAACGUCUUAAGAAAAUGAAAGAUUCAAUGUUGGGAUACUAAGUUUGGGAUACUAAGUUUAGCAUACAUAAACCAGCCGCACAAACAGCUCCUGGGUCUCUAGGUAAUUUGGCUAUUCUUACUUGAGGUCGAGAAUGAAUGUACUCUGGCAUGGGAUUCAUAACGUUUUAGUAAAUUGACUAUUAACACACUAUGUUUCUUUGCGCUCUAUCUGCCAG